Messenger RNA from Branchiostoma belcheri (Belcher's lancelet), 1872 nucleotides. RefSeq lists its product as uncharacterized. NCBI's taxonomy places the organism in Eukaryota, Metazoa, Chordata, Leptocardii, Amphioxiformes, Branchiostomatidae. The record is from RefSeq and is a predicted model, not a curated record. The coding region runs from base 1 to 1872 and encodes 623 amino acids. The transcript has 9 exons.
AUGUCCACCAAACACAACGAACCCAAAGAAGAAUGCCCUGACACCAGUGGGUCCAGCGACAACAACGUGAACCACUACGUCAACAAAGAUGAAAUCACAAACAGCCUACGACAGGCUACUGACCGAACUCGCCAUGGUGGACAGCCGGCUGCAGAAGAUGCAGACACCGUGGGCCGCAGGGGGGCUGGCAUGGUCCAGAAUGUGCUGUACGUGCCUGGUGCGAUACGACAAGGAGAUCGCACGGAUGUGACAUGUCGCCGGUACGUCCUGUCAUGGGUCGUUGCUGUAACGUUAGCAGCCGUCUUUGGGAUAGGAGUUGGUCUCGUCACAUAUUACACGAUCGUACAGGAGACUAGUACUCAUCCGUUCUCACACAACAGUCCUCCGGAGCGGCGUGGUACGUCAAGCCAACCAUCGUUAUCACCAAUUCCCGCCACCUCUGUCGGUAUCACAUUGGAAAACCGGAAAAAUGAAGCCCUCUCGUCCACAUUGGAAACAGUCUCGCCGGAGCGGCGUGGCACGUCAAACCGACCAGUGUCACCAAUUACCGCCACCUCGAGCUCUGUCGGCUCUACAUUGGAAAACCAGGAAAAUGAAGCCCUCUCAUCCACAUUGGAAGUCCUGCCGGCUCAGUGGCCGCCUGGCUGUGGGCUGGAAUGCAAAGACGGGUUUUGGGAAAAUGGAGUCUUUCAUAUUCCAAAACGGAGAGGUUGCCAAAAGGGGUGGGUUUACCAUCAGCCUAGUCGCCUAUGCUACAAGGCCUUCAACGACAGGACAACCUACAGCGGUGCAGUCAGUAGGUGUUCUUCAGACGGGGGAACCCUUGCCAUGCCCCGCGACACUGCAACCAACAACUUCCUCAUCGAUCUGAAAAAUGAAGUCGACAACGACGCUUGGUUCCGCUUUGGACUGACUGAUGAGGAAGGAGUUUGGAUGUGGGACGAUAACGUUCCUCUGGGCGACUUCAGAGCUUGGGGUACAGGAGAACCCAACAACGCAGAGGAGAACUGUGCCGAGUACUUUCCCGAAACCUUUUCCGAGUACAAAGCAGGCUCGUCCUUAAAGAACAGAUGGAACGAUGGACCAUGUACCACAGCCGACAGGACGUUCAUCUGUCAAGUCUCUCCGCCAUCAGGUGUGAAUAUCGCCCUGGGGAAGGCAGCGUUCCAAACAAGUGACCCCAUAGGCGCGCCUGCCAGCCGUGCAGUGGACGGGAACACUGAUACCAACUACCUCGCUGGGUCCUGCACACACACUAACUUUGAUCCGGGAGAGGCUGAUCCAAGCUGGUGGGUGGAUCUUGGUCAACCGUGUGCGAUUGACAGAGUGGUCAUCUUCAACCGCCAGGAAUGUUGUCCUGAACGACUCAACCCCUUCAACAUCCACAUCGGGGAUUCCGACCAGGUCAGCGAGAACCCCAAGUGUGGCGGUGAUCAUAAAAUCGACGUGAACCAGCCGUCCAUUUCCGUCUCAUGUCAGGGGAUGAGGGGGCGGUAUGUGGGCGUCCGUCUCCCCGGACCCUCCCGAGUACUGACCCUGUGUGAAGUCCAAGUCUUUUCGGGUAGGCCUUCCCUGCAUUCACUUUUAUACAUAGCCUGUAAUGCGGAAGGGGCGACUCUAGCCAUGCCUAAAACGGAAGAACUGGACCUCGCUCUCAGACGCCUGGUCAAGAUGUCCGGAGGCAACUCCGAUCACUGGAUCGGUCUGAGGGGGACCUACAAUGGACGGCUGGGAAAAUGGGAAUAUAAAUGGGAGGACGGGUCACUUUUGGGAAAGUACCAGCUAGAAACCAAUCAAAACUGUUGCUACGCAAAGCAGGUGCCGGGCUGUAGUGACUACAUAUACAUGAGAGAUUCUUUCAUCUACAAGUGA